Messenger RNA from Myotis lucifugus (little brown bat), 1772 nucleotides. RefSeq names its product GVQW motif containing 3 (gene GVQW3). The coding region runs from base 517 to 1149 and encodes 210 amino acids. The transcript has a single exon. The record is from RefSeq and is a predicted model, not a curated record. Lineage: Eukaryota; Metazoa; Chordata; Mammalia; Chiroptera; Vespertilionidae.
ACUCCGGAGCGGGUGAGCCCUGGGCCUCCCCGGCGGGCCUGUCGUGCGCGGGAUUCUGCACAUCUAGGACGAGCUGGCACGUUACAUCGCUGGUGCUUCUCUGCCUGCUCAAGAUGCCACCACUUAGGCCCCUGUUGUAGAAAUCGCCAGACUUUUAAGGACCGCGGAAUCGGGACGAUCUUGGGGACUGACUUGUACAUUCCUGGCAGAUCUGCGUACACGAGUUAGAUGCAGACGUGGGUUGGUAGAAGGUUUCAUUUUCCCCAGUUUUGCAGCUACUCGUUUGCACCAUUAGCUUCUCAGAACGGGCUUCCCCAGCCUCGACUGAAAGCUCAGAAAAGCAGUUACUCUUUCCGGUGAGGCUUCCAGAGGAUCAAGAAUAGCGAGCACCCUGAGUCCACUUGCAGCCGGAUAGAGAUCGGUCCCUUCGGAAAGAGAUCGGGCCCUUUGGAUAGAGCUCGGGCCCUUUGUCUUCCCCUCACAGUCGUGACCUAUUAACGUUCCUGUGUUGCCAGAAUGAGUGACCGCUAUCUAGAGCAAAGGAUUAGUAUAAAAUUUUGCGUGAAACUGAACAAGUCUGCAAGUGAGACCCACUGUCUUUUAAAAGAAGCUUAUGGGCAUGAAGUCAUGUCGAGGGCCAGAGUUUAUGACUGGCACAAAAGGUUUAGAGAAGGGCGGGAAGAUGUUCGCGAUGAUGCCCGAAGUGGCCGUCCAGUUACCCAUCGGACAGAUGACAAUAUCCAGAAGGUCAAGGACUUGGUUUGUUCAAACAGGCAGUUAACAGUGAGGAUGAUGGCUGAACAGUUAAAUUUAGAUAAAGAGACUGUUAGACUCAUUCUGAAAGAAAACUUGAACAUGAGGAAAGUUUCUGCCAAAGUUAUAUGCGGUAUUUUGAAGGGUGAUCCUAAACCUCAGAAACUUGGCUUUCUUUCGGAUCUUUCCAAAGGAACGAGGAAAGACAGCUCGUGUGUGAAGAAAGAGGUCACAGGUUCUGAAACAUGGAGUCAUCCCCCGUGUGAAGCUGGUGGGGAAAUGCCCCUGCCUGUGUCUCACCCCAGAAUCCCCUAUCCUGCCGGCCAGCUUCUGCAGGCCUGGUCUCCAGCAAGCCUUCCCUCCAGGGCAGCUCAGGAUUGGUUCACACCCCGGUGAAAGGACUGAGACGGCUGAACCUGAACUGGAAAGCUGCCUCACUGUUAGGCACCUUCAUUUACUGCUCGUCUGUAUUCAAUCCUGUCUACCACCCUGCAUGCCAUGGCUCUCCUAGUUACUCUGCUGGACUGUUGGGCCGGCCAUCUUCCUUGCUGAUCUUCUCCACAACUUUGAAGAACCUUUGGCUGUUAACUUCUAGUUUUUGCUUGUUCUUGAUUUCUUUCGCUUAGCAAGUUUGGGUCUCUUCACUGCCCAGGCUUAGAUCAUGUGGCUGUCCUGUUGCUAUGUUCUUAACAUUCUGGGGAUCAUACCAGUGAGAGGUGGGGACAGGAUCUCCUGGAGUCUAUAUCUGCCCAGGGAGGCAUACUCUCCUGGGAGGACCCCAAGAGAAGGCCUCCAGUUCCAGUCUGCUUCACAGUCAGGGCCAGAAGUAUGGUCCAGAAGGGAGUGUCAUGCUGACAUAGUGAGCAAUACUAAGGGUUAGUGCAGCCCAAAUGAUUCAUUGUGACCCCCACUCCCACUCCCCUGAAUUGAUUGGCCAACCCAUAUUUAUAUUGAGCUCACAGAUCUACCCCUCACAAAAGAGCUGGGUUUGUUUUCUUUUAGUCCUGUGCUUUCGGCCC